AUGCUUCGUCGUCGCCUCGCCGUCCCACGGAACGAACACUCGCACCAGGUGGGCCCUGGACCUCAAUCAUGGGUUUCCCCAAUUCUUUUGCAGCUCGCGGUUUCAACGAUUGCGACGAUUCGCGACCGUCGAAAGUUUAUUGAAUUGCGCCUUCUCUGUCAUGUUGGCAUGAAAUACGUCUACGCCUACCUUGAUAAAUUCGGCCUCGCCGCCGCUGGAGGUCGUCUCGGUCCCGUCGGCGUCCCCGGCUCGAUCCUCGCCGGCGGCGUCAACUUCUACGGUAAUCAGGUUGGUUUCGCGUGCGACACAGUGGUCAACUACGUGGUGGUCCUGGCGGACGGUACCGUGGCGCAGGCGAACAAGACGUCGAACCCGGAUCUGUUCUGGGCUUUGAAGGGCGGCAGCAGCAACUUCGACGAGUGCGCAUACCGUCGAGGCGAAGCUGCUGCUACCUAUGCGGCCAACAUCUCCGACCCCAAGACGCAUAUCGUGCCUGCGCUCGUCCCCGGCGAGACCUUGAUGGCUUCGGUUAUCCUGUUCUAUGACAGCGAGGAGGUCCGUUAUCCAGACAUCUUCAAGCCCUUCACGGAUAUCCCGUCGAUCAACAGCACUGUGGGCUUUAAGACCUUGAGCGAGUUUGCAGCUGAGACGGGCGAAAUGGUUGUGCCUCACAUCAACGACGUCCUCGUCGCCGCCACCGACUACAAGUCCCUCCUCGAGGGUAUCACCAUCAUCAACAGCACCUUCUUCAACGAGCUGCCCAAGCUCUUAGCUCAGGUCCCCACGGCCAACAUUUCCACCAUCCAGCUGGACUGGCACCCCAUCGGCGCCGACUGGAUGCGCGCGUCCGAAUCCCGCGGCGGAAACGCCCUCGGUCUUGACCCCUCAAAGAUCUACCUCUGCUACGCCGAAGUCGUCGAGUGGAUCGGUUCCGUGUACGAUGAUAUCGUGACCGAGUGGGUCCAGGAUACAACGUUUGCGAUUAACAACGCAACCAUGAAGGCGGGCCUAUAUGAUCCGUUCAACUACAUGGGUGAUUCCGCGGGGUUCCAGAAUAUCUUCGAAGGGUACGGAGAGGAGAACCAUGCCAAAUUGCAGGAGAUUGCCACGCGGUACGAUUCUGAGGGCGUGUUCCAGCGGUUGAUGCCCGGUGGGUUCAAGGUUAAAACUUGCAAAAACAAGCGAUACGAUGAUACAAUUUACACAGAUAUAGACAGUUGA
Messenger RNA from Aspergillus affinis, 1221 nucleotides. Its product is annotated as FAD-binding domain-containing protein. The coding region runs from base 1 to 1221 and encodes 406 amino acids. Lineage: Eukaryota; Fungi; Ascomycota; Eurotiomycetes; Eurotiales; Aspergillaceae. The record is from RefSeq and is a predicted model, not a curated record. The transcript is spliced from 5 exons. Gene Ontology annotation, molecular function: flavin adenine dinucleotide binding.